Bursaphelenchus okinawaensis is the source of this 1911-nucleotide messenger RNA. Lineage: Eukaryota; Metazoa; Nematoda; Chromadorea; Rhabditida; Aphelenchoididae. The record is from the annotation of a GenBank genome assembly.
AUGAAUGGCCACGAGUUCAGCGAGUUCUGGCCUCCCAAUCAUGCGUCAUCCCUCUUCUACCACAACAACAAUAACAACAACCUCAACAUGACGUUUGCCGAGAACCAGAACAAUUUAAUCAGACCCAGCGAAGAAGGUAUGGUAAUUUUUAUUGUUUUUUGAGGUGGUUUUUAAUGUAGGUGUUUCUAGUAUUUCAUUUUCAUCAUAAUAUUACUUUAUAACAUAGUUUGAAGCUUGAGUACAUAUUAAGCUAUAAAAUUGUAAUUAAAAUGCUAUUACAACAUUUCCAGAGCAGCGACCUUCAAUGGAGAACGCUCAGAAUCACGGCCAAGCGAACAACUCGUUUCUGCCCGAAAAUAUCUUCAAUGGAUGUCAUAACGAACAACAGCAAGCUCAGUUCAACACCUUUCAGAUGAUGGGGAUGGAUGCUGCUUCAUCCGCUGCCCAACUCCUAGCUGGUAUUCAACAUCACAACUUGAGCAACUUUCAGCAUUCUGGUAUGUUUUCAGUUUUAAGACAACUUAACAUGACACAUAACAUUUAAAAUUUUUUUAAUUCGUGAGACUAGCGUUAACUUUUACUUCUUAUAUUACUGCUUUUUCACUUUGUGUUAUCUUUUCCUAUUACAAUCCUUAACAAAAAGUUUACUUGAUCACUUUAAAAAACCAAGAACAUUGCUGUUAUAGCCCUUCCGUCCUCAUUCAUGCACCUCAAUCUCCACGCAGCUGCUGCAGCGUGUGCCAAAGAGUACAAUACCACAGAAGCACAAGUCACACGACAUUCGCCUGUAGCCAUGUUCGACCUCGACCAUCAGAUAAACACUACAAGUAACAGGAACCAAGUGAACCAAGACCUGGACCGGCUGCUGAGCCAGUCCAGAGCCCACUCCAACAAUUCUGACAUGCCUGAACUGUCACAUAUGCCAAUAAACGAAGAACAGUCAUCUCAAAACGCCAAUAACAUGCAGCAGAACACACUACAACCGCCGUCCUCAGAAGCAGAGAACGUUAUCAGUCCGAUCUUUUCCUUGAAUCCCUUCGAGUCUCAAGCACCGUUAGUGAACCAGAUAGAUAUGAUGUUAAACCACAUGUCACAGCCACCUCAAGGUAACAUACACGAGAUAGAUCAUGGGUUUGGGGCGAAAGAUAUAACGAAUGACAAGGAAAUGCUACGGAAUCACGAGAAGAUGGCGUUCGACAGGAAGAAAGUGAAAGAAGAACAUUUCCAGAGGGAGAAACUGUAAGUUCUUUCUAUUACAUGACUCUUCCUUUCCUACUACAACAUUAUAUUCAAUAUAACUUCAGAUCAGGCAAAGAUUCUCGAAACAACAGCCCUCCAGUAUGUCAAGUAUGUUUGUCUGGACCGUCCAAUGGACUACACUUUGGAGCUCCACGAACAUGUGCAGCUUGUGCCGCCUUCUUCAGGCGGACAGUCAGCGAUCAGAAGAAGUACAUCUGCAAACGACCUCAACGAUGUAAUGUCAAGUUCUCUGAGAGUAAGUUACCCAUCCUUCUGGUUAAAGCUUGUUUUAGCUGCUGGUUACAGGAAGAUCUGUCGGAAUUGUAGGAUGAAACGAUGUUUGGAGAUCGGAAUGUCGCCAGAAAGUGAGUUUAUUUCAAAUUAAAAUAAGGUACCUAUAAUAAUGUGAUCUAAUAUUGAAUAAGUUAUUAUUCCCAUACUGAUCUCUGCUUUAUCUAUCCGAUAUCCACUUCAGAAGUUCAACACAAGCGAAACCGAAGAGAAUACAUGUCAUUCCGCACGAAAAUGGAGCCGAAGCCGGCCAAUGAAAUGCUAUCUCUCCCUCACAACUUCUCGCAGAUGGAGCACAAUGCCCAUCUCGAGAGCGUCUCCAGCCUGCUCCCUCCCAAUCCCUGGCCAACUAUGAACCAAGUCGGCUUCUCCGGUCUAUAA